AUGGCAAAAAAACGAUCACGAAGAUUCAUAACUGCGGAACAUCCAUCUUCAUAUUAUGAAACUUUAGAUCAAUCGGCACUUCCAAAUUUGAAUUCAAACUGGGUUUACUAUAAAGGUGCAUGGUUUAUUCAUAUCAUCCUUAUUCUUUGUGUCAAGAUACUUUUUAGCAUAAUUCCUUAUGUGUCCCCGGAGGCCAGCUGGACGCUGACAAAUUUGUCGUACAUGCUUGGAAGCUUCGUCAUGUUUCAUUGGGUCAAGGGAGUUCCUUUCGAUUUUAAUUCCGGUGCUUAUGAUGGCUUGACAUUAUGGGAACAGAUUGAUAACGGGGCUCAAUUUACACCAGCAAAGAAAUAUUUAACUGCAGUUCCGAUUGGAUUGUUCCUACUCAGCACACAUUAUACACACUAUGAUGCGUUCACAUUCUUGAUCAAUUUCACUUUCUUAUUAGUUGUACUUAUAGCAAAGUUACCACAGUUGCACAAGGUUCGCUUAUUCGGAAUCAAUAGACUCGAAGCAGAGUAA
Messenger RNA from Acaulospora morrowiae, 522 nucleotides. The record is from the annotation of a GenBank genome assembly. Lineage: Eukaryota; Fungi; Glomeromycota; Glomeromycetes; Diversisporales; Acaulosporaceae.